AUGAGGUUCGGCAGGAAGGGGAAGUUGUGUCCGAGGUACGUCGGGCCAUUCAAGAUUAUGCAACGUGUGGGUGAGGUGGACUAUGAGUUGGCGUUGCCUGCGAAGCUAGCUUCCGUACUUCCAGUCUUUCAUUUCUCUAUGUUAAAUAAUUGCCUUAAUGAUCCAGCAUUGAUUCUGCCUGUUGAAGGUUUGGGGGUUGAUGAAGACUCUUUCUAUGAAGAGGUUCAUGUUGAGAUUUUAGACCAGCAGGUAAAGCAGUUGAGAAACAAUGAGCUUGCCACAGUAAGGGUAUUGUAUAGGAACCAUCUUGUUGAGGGCGAUAUAUGGGAGGCCGAGUCCGAUAUGAGAUGCCGCUAUCCUCAUCUUUUCAGCUCUUGA
Molecule: messenger RNA, 378 nt
Organism: Solanum pennellii
Lineage: Eukaryota; Viridiplantae; Streptophyta; Magnoliopsida; Solanales; Solanaceae
Exons: 1
Coding region: 1-378 (125 amino acids)
Source: RefSeq, a predicted model, not a curated record